This is a messenger RNA of Chironomus riparius, 1106 nucleotides long. The record is from the annotation of a GenBank genome assembly. Lineage: Eukaryota; Metazoa; Arthropoda; Insecta; Diptera; Chironomidae.
AUAAUAUCGACAUCGAAAUGUUUAACGAUUAAAAUAAUUUCUAAAUGCUGUUCGAUUCUAGUGCCACGUCGCGGUAAAAGUACGAAACUGUGCAUUCUAUUCAUAAUAAAGGAAUUGACAUAUUCUCAUCACGAAAUUUUACAUUAUAUUUCAUCCCGUAGAUCUAAUGAUUAUUUUAUAUUGCUAAUAAAUUAGUGCGCUAAGCAAGAAUGAUAACGUUAACAAGGAACUUGAAGAAAUCAAAUGAGGAGAAUGGACAGACUAACAAAAGAGUUUCGAUUCGUGAUAAGCUGCUUGUAAAAGAAGUUCAGGAAAUGGAGGAAAACAUGCCAUCGACUGUCAAAUGUGAAUUUCCCGAUGCAAACAUGCUGAGUGAAUUUUAUCUUAUCGUCAGUCCGAAUGAAGGUUUAUGGAAGAAUGGGAAAUUUAAAUUUCUAGUGACUGUAAAUGAGGAAUACAAUAUGAUGCCUCCUAAAGUCAAAUGUCUUACGAAGGUUCUUCAUCCUAAUAUUUCUGAUAAAGGAGAAAUUUGUCUGAGCUUACUCAGAGUUAACUCAAUCGAUGGCACAAGUUGGCUUCCUACUAGAAGACUGAAAGAUGUCAUGUUUGGAAUUAACUCAAUUUUUACAGAUCUUUGUGAUUUCUCAGAUCCUUUAAACGUUGAGAUCGCUGAAGAAUAUGCAACAGAUAGUGAGAAAACGAAAUCGAAAAUAAGGGAAUUUGUGCAGUUGCAUGCAAGAUAAAGGAUGUUGAUGGUUGUUUUAUUGUGAGUCGUUUUGUGAAUGUCUGUUCUAUGUAGUCAUGAUUGUUUUAGUAGCUGAGGAGUUAAGAGCUGGAAAUUUUAAAAAUUAUUCCAAGAUUAAACAGUUUUGUAAGAUUUUUAAGAAUGCAGGAUCUAUUGAAUCUCUUGAAUAUUCAAUUCAAAUUGAUCAUCCCUCAAAAGAUAGUGACUAGCAUACAUGCUAAUUUCAGCCAUUCUGAUCAAACCACGGUACUAAAAUCAAGAUCCAGUAACAUCCAGCCAUCUGAAUCUCCUAUAAAUCUACUCAACCAAACGUGAUUGAAUGGAACAUAAAUGUAAAGUUUCCUUAUGUUAAAUGGAUAUU